Phyllopteryx taeniolatus (common seadragon) is the source of this 1544-nucleotide messenger RNA. RefSeq names its product cytosolic thiouridylase subunit 1 homolog (S. pombe) (gene ctu1). Gene Ontology annotation, biological process: tRNA wobble position uridine thiolation. Bases 93 to 1169 code for a protein of 358 amino acids. The record is from RefSeq and is a predicted model, not a curated record. Gene Ontology annotation, molecular function: tRNA binding. The transcript has 4 exons. Gene Ontology annotation, cellular component: mitochondrion; cytosolic tRNA wobble base thiouridylase complex. Lineage: Eukaryota; Metazoa; Chordata; Actinopteri; Syngnathiformes; Syngnathidae.
CGUUUGAGAACCACUGUCGUAGGUCUUUCAUGGCGUCAACGAUAGGGCGCGCUGUUGGAAGUUGACGCCAAUUAAUCCGCGAAGAAGAGCCAAUGGAAGACGAACUCAGCUAUACACCAGACUGCUUGAACGCAAAGAUGCCUGUCCAGUGCAGCAGCUGUGUGGAGAAGCGUGCUAUGCUGAAACGUCCAAAAACGGGCCACUCGCUGUGUAAGGAGUGCUUCUUCUGGGCCUUUGAGGAGGAGGUGCAUCAAACCAUCGUGGCAGCGAAUUUAUUCAAACCCGGCGAGACCGUUGGGAUUGCCGCAUCUGGUGGCAAAGACUCCACGGUUCUCGCGCACGUGAUGAAGCUCCUGAACGAGAGGUACUCGUACGGCCUGGAGCUCAUGCUUCUCUCUGUGGAUGAGGGCAUCACUGGUUAUAGAGAUGACUCUUUGGAGACGGUGAAGAGGAACCAGCAACAGUAUGGGCUUCCGCUGAAGAUAGUGUCGUACGAGGAGCUGUAUGGCUGGAGUAUGGAUGCUAUAGUGAAGCAAGUGGGACUGAAAAAUAACUGCACCUUUUGUGGCGUGUUUAGACGACAGGCACUGGAUAGAGGAGCUGUCAUGCUCAAAGUGGACAAGAUCUGCACAGGUCACAAUGCCGACGACGUAGCCGAAACUGUACUGAUGAAUGUCUUGCGAGGGGACAUAGCCCGCCUGCGGCGUUGUACUGCCAUCUCCACGAACAGCGAGGGCGACGGGGUCGUACCACGCUGCAAGCCUCUCAAAUACGCCUACGAGAAAGAGAUAGUUUUGUACGCUUAUUUCAAAAAGUUGGACUACUUCUCCACUGAAUGCAUCUACUCUCCCAACGCCUAUCGUGGUUAUGCAAGGACCUUUUUAAAAGAUCUGGAGAGCAUUCGUUCCAGCGCCAUCAUUGAUAUCAUCCAUUCGGGAGAGACUCUUUCUAUACGGGAGGGUGUGAAGAUGCCUGUGCAGGGGACCUGCAGCAAGUGUGGCUAUAUCUCCAGUCAGAUGCUGUGUAAGUCCUGUGUGCUACUGGAAGGUCUGAACAGAGGCUUGCCCAAGCUGGGCAUUGGAAAACACCACCGCUUGCAUAAUAAAAUUGUCAACAAUGAGCCACUUACUGAGAAGGAGGAGAGCAAGUUGAAAGUGUUGGACAUUUGACAAAUAUGACAGAAAUAGAUUAAUUUAAGAUACUUUUUCUCUCAAAAUUAACAUUGAUAAUGAACGCAUGUGCUGAUUUUAUCUUCAACAAUUGCAUGGAUCUUUCAAGUUUGCUGCCGUUUCAUUAUUAGCUUUGUUCCGUUCAUGUUGCGCUAUAACUGUCAAUCGGUAUCUACUAACUUAUGCCUGUAUUGAGUGUUAUAACAUUUUUGGUUGGCGUUGCAGUCGCAUAUAAAAUAUCAGUGGAUAAUUGUCCCUGUAUUUUUCCAUGUCCUUCUUGGUCUCAGUAAUGUAAUUCAGUGUUAUCAAUUUGUAUUGACGACAAGUGUGUACCUACAUAUCCAGUGUGCCAGUAAAAUAAACAAACUAAACCAA